Zasmidium cellare ATCC 36951 is the source of this 837-nucleotide messenger RNA. RefSeq lists its product as uncharacterized. The transcript has 4 exons. NCBI's taxonomy places the organism in Eukaryota, Fungi, Ascomycota, Dothideomycetes, Mycosphaerellales, Mycosphaerellaceae. The record is from RefSeq and is a predicted model, not a curated record. Gene Ontology annotation, molecular function: oxidoreductase activity, acting on the CH-OH group of donors, NAD or NADP as acceptor. Bases 1 to 837 code for a protein of 278 amino acids.
AUGGCAUAUUUUCAGACGAAGGGAGUGGCGUUCGUGACAGGUUCAGCAGGAGGAAUUGGCCAAGGCGCUGCAAAUGCUCUCGCUGCCGCUGGAGCUACCGCAAUCGCAUUUGCAGACAUCGACGAAGCGAGAGUCAAGGCCGCAGCAGAGGAAAGCAAGAAGCAUGCCAUCGACAGCAAUUACCGAGUGAAAGCCUUCAGGCUCGAUACAUCAGACAGGAAAGCAGUCGAAGAAGUCGUCCAGGCGGUGGCAGAAGAAUUCGGCAGGAUCGAUUAUCUUGUUCACAGUGCCGGAGUAGAUCAAGUCGAAUACGCGCCUGUGCCAGACGACGAUCCCGACGACUUCGACCGAGUGCAAAGAAUCAACGCCACGGGCCUGCUGAACGUAUCGCGAGCUGUCGCGAAGGUCAUGGAGGCUCAAGAGCCACGGCAGUUCACCACCGUCAGCGGGACUCAGCGAGACUUGGGACGAGGAGUCAUUGUCAAUGUGGCCUCCGCAGCAGCUUUCGUGGGUAUUCCAGCCAAGGUUGGAUAUGUCGCUUCCAAGUGGGCUUCACUCGGAAUAACCAAAACGUUGGCCGUCGACCUCGCCCCCAAAGGCAUCCGCGUCAACUGCAUGUGUCCAACCUGGGUCGACACGCCCAUGUUUAAAGGCGAACAAGAAAAGAUCCCACCAAUAACGGACCUCAUCAAGAAGAUCAAUCCCGCGGGCAGACCGGCCGAAGUCGACGAGGUGGGCAACAGCAUCGUGUACCUCUGCAGUCCGGCCGCGAGCUAUGUGAAUGGCCAUGCGCUUACGCUGGAUGCUGGGAUGACGGCUGGGCCCAUGAUCACAUAA